This is a messenger RNA of Suillus paluster, 534 nucleotides long. RefSeq lists its product as uncharacterized. The transcript has a single exon. Lineage: Eukaryota; Fungi; Basidiomycota; Agaricomycetes; Boletales; Suillaceae. The record is from RefSeq and is a predicted model, not a curated record. The annotation marks the transcript as partial.
CGAGAGUGGCUACAGACGCCCCAUGGUCAAGCAUGGCAGAUGACUCCAGCAGCAUCUGUCUGGGUAACAAUGGAUGAAUUCUCGAGCACAUUAGAAGCCAUCAGCGAGUACACAAUCAUCCCAGAAGUACCUUUACGGCCAGCUUUUCAAGUCAUCGAACAGUUCAAGCACUUGCCAGAUUUCUUGGGCUUUCCGGCAUUCCUGGCAUUUCAACCCCAGGAUCACUCUACACACGUGUUCCAAGAAGAUCGUCGUUUACCAGACAUAGAGGUCAUCUAUGCUAUGACGGCGUUUGCAUUUUUUGCAAAAGAAGCACGGGAACAAAGCCGAUCAGCCUCUGACGCUCUGAAGUACGCAUGUCAAAAUUGGUCCUUCCAUCUCUCGCGAGCUCCUAGUCCAUGGGAUGGCGGGCUCAACACUUUAUUCAAGCUCUUCUGGGAUCGUCACUUGCUCGCCUGGCUCGAAAGGCAGUGGUGCUUGAAAGGCUUGCGGUCUUGUCUCCUUGUUUUAUCUGAAGGGCAGAAACUUGCAAGG